AUGUUAAUAGUUAAUGAAACUGAAAUUGAUUAUAGUGAUCAAAAUAUAUUAAACGAGUAUGAUUACAUGAUAGUAACUGAUGAGACUGAAUUUAGUAAUAACAUUGUACAAAAUAUAUUUAAUGAUAAUGAUGGUGAUAUUAUAGAGGAGACUGAAUAUAAUAAUAUAAAUAAGACAGACAAAUACUCUACACCAACUAACUAUAAGACUGAAGAAAAAAAAAAAUCUGAUGAUAUAAUUGUUAAUGAUUUUGUUAUGGUCAAAUAUUAA
Messenger RNA from Macrosiphum euphorbiae (potato aphid), 270 nucleotides. The record is from the annotation of a GenBank genome assembly. NCBI's taxonomy places the organism in Eukaryota, Metazoa, Arthropoda, Insecta, Hemiptera, Aphididae.